Messenger RNA from Dibothriocephalus latus, 585 nucleotides. NCBI's taxonomy places the organism in Eukaryota, Metazoa, Platyhelminthes, Cestoda, Diphyllobothriidea, Diphyllobothriidae. The record is from the annotation of a GenBank genome assembly.
AUGACGUCCGAAGAGACUUUCAGCAGGCUGCCGUCUAACCCCCUGGUGCUCAUUCCCGACGGCAAGGUGUUUCUCAAAACCUGCGCAAAUAUUGAUUCCAUAAUCGACGUCUGUUUUGCAUCAGCUUUAUGUCAUGCCAUAAAAAACGCUUCAGUCAGUUGCUGCAUUCGUCCUCGACCUGUUUCAUGGCUGAGUCUGGACCUAAACCCACGCCAAAAGAUUGAUGUCUCCGCUGUCAUCUUGCCCUUACUGCAACAAAAGUCCCCCACCUCCAGUGGCGCCAGUCACCCCCUAUCUUUGAAGUUCAUGCGUGAUCGAAACCAAGGCUGUCUUGUGGAGACUGCGCUGGCUACAGAAAAAUGGAAGCUGCAGCAGUUACGCAAUCUGCGAGUCAUUAUUGGCGUGCCUUGGCCCGACGUCCUGGAGGGCAACUUAACCUCCGCCAACACCAAGUCGCAUAAAUCGGAGACGCAAUUUAGGAAAGCUAGAUGUGGCAGACGCAUGAAGUCCUGUCACACCCUCGAUCUUAGCAUCUACGUGAAGAACGGUGUUAAGGUAAACCUAGGUCGUUUUAUGUUUAUUUGA